Molecule: messenger RNA, 3084 nt
Organism: Tachysurus vachellii
Lineage: Eukaryota; Metazoa; Chordata; Actinopteri; Siluriformes; Bagridae
Product: nuclear valosin-containing protein-like
Exons: 16
Coding region: 816-2843 (675 amino acids)
Biological process (GO): ribosome biogenesis
Cellular component (GO): nucleus
Molecular function (GO): ATP binding; RNA binding; ATP hydrolysis activity
Source: RefSeq, a predicted model, not a curated record
CUGAGUGAGAGAGCGAGUGUGAGUGAAACUGUCAUUAACAUUACAUGACCUGAUGGUAAAGACUUCCUGCCUGUUAGUGUCAUACUGCAUUCAAAAAUAUUCUGACUGGAAUGUGUAUGAGCAUUUAUAAUUAUUAAGAGAGAAAAUUCUCAUCCCUGUUUGUCUGUCUGUAUUUCAUUCAGAAACUAAUUUUAAGUCAGGAAGCUUUUAUUGUAAUUUAUUAAAAUGAGACAACGUUUCUCCAGGACCAUGUGCUACAUAAAACAAAGACAGAGCUACAAAGCUCUCAAGUUUUGAAGACAGGCAAAAGUGACAUCUCCAACCACCCCCACCACCACUGGCCUAGACUACUUGUUCUGAGCAGGUUGUCAGUGAACAGGCUGUAAAACUGUUACAGUUACAGACACUCAUGAAAAACUGAUGCUGAUUAUCUGGGAAACUUUCUCUAACUGCAGUCAAAAUGUCAUUGUUUGUGUCAAACAAGUUGUGAAUUUGUUGUAACAUUAAAACAGGAGAUCAUGAUUUACUCUGUGCUCAAAGUGAUGCUCGCAGCUCCAGUGGUUUUCUCUGUGAGUAAAUGAGGAUGAUGCUGAACAAUUUCAGGAAAUGUUUUUUUUUUCAUUGGUUGUUGCGUUAAAUCUUACCCAGAUACAAUAGUGCUAUUUUCUGAUUGGCUGUUGUGUAGCCUCUUUUUUUUGAUUGGCUGAUAAGUGGCAGCUCGACUAAGAACUCCAGGGGAGACGCGUUUGAUUUCUGGCCGGUUCCAGAGAGAGGUGCGGACAGAUACAUUUUGGGCGCUGCGGCAUAUUAAAUAUAUGAUAAAUACUUGGACCAAACCUCCUGAACUUCAGCAUUCCACAGUGAAGUUUGAAGACGUUGGCGGUAGUGAAGAAAUUCUGAUGGAGUUGUGUAAAUUACUCAUACACAUGCGUCAUCCAGAAGUGUACCAGCAGCUAGUAGUGAUGCCUCCACGAGGUUUACUUCUUCAUGGACCACCCGGUUGUGGGAAAACCCUCCUGGCUGAAGCUGUUGCUGGGGAAAUGGGGUGGACCAUAUUGAAGGUCUCUGCUCCAGAGCUGAUGUCGGGCAUUGUGGGGGAAUCGGAGCAGAAACUACCUAAGCUGUUUAAGCAAGCUGUGAGCAGUGCUCCCUGUAUUCUGUUCAUUGAUGAGAUUGACGCCAUCGCCCCAAAGAGAGAGGUGGCCUCCGAGGACAUGGAGAGACGAAUUGUUGCUCAGUUACUCACCUGCAUGGAUGACUUGAAUUCCUCACACAACUCAGCUCAGGUGUUGGUUAUUGGAGCCACCAUCCGGCCCGAUGCUUUAGAUCCAGCGUUGAGAAGGGCAGGACGUUUUGACAGACAAAUCUGUCUGGGAAUGCCAGACAAAGUAGUGCGUAUCAAAAUUCUUCGUACUCUUUGUCGGAAGCUGAAGCUGGCAGAAGACGUUGAUUUUGCAGAGCUGGCACGGCUCACACCUGGAUAUGUCGGUGCGGAUCUGAUGGCACUGCGCCGUGAGGCAACCAUGACUGCUGUAAACCGACUCCUGCUGCUGCAGCUCGAAACUGGUAUCAAGUGUCAGAACAUCGAUGAUGUCAGGACCAAGUCCCAGGAUGUAAGCACGUCCAGUGAUGUGGCAGAAGACAGUGGACAGGCUUCAGAUCAUUUAAGUCCAAAACAGGGGGAGCUAGAACAACUGCUGUCUCUGCUGAGAAACAGCGAAUCUCUGAGUGAGGAACAGCUUGCUGAUCUCUGCAUCAACAUGGAUGACUUCAGGGAGGCUUUGGCACGGGUCCAACCAUUUGCCAAGCGUGAAGGUUUCACCACUGUGCCUGAUGUCACCCGGGAUGAUGUCGGUGCACUGCAGGACAUUUGGGAGGAACUCACCAUGGCCAUCUUGGCUCCUGUACGUUUUCCAGAGCAGUUCGAAGCUAUGGGAUUGAGUGCCUCUGCCGGAGUGCUGCUCGCUGGACCUCCAGGCUGUGGAAAGACUCUUCUUGCCAAAGCUGUUGCCAACGAGUCCGGCUUAAAUUUUAUAUCAGUCAAGGGCCCCGAGCUACUGAACAUGUAUGUUGGUGAAAGUGAACGGGCAGUUCGCCAGGUGUUCCAGAGAGCACAAAACGCUGCCCCCUGUGUCAUCUUUUUUGACGAGAUUGAUGCCCUUUGCCCCAGACGUUCUGGCCAUGAGUCAGGAGCCAGUGUACGUGUGGUAAACCAGUUGCUGACCGAGAUGGAUGGGUUGAAGAAGCGUCGCCAAGUUUUUAUCAUGGCUGCCACCAACCGGCCAGAUAUCAUAGAUCCAGAAGUCAUUCGACCGGGCCGCUUGGACAAAGUGUUGUAUGUCGGUUUCCCUCCAGCAGAAGACAGGCACGCAAUAUUGCUCGCUAUUACCAAGGGAGGAACUAAACCUCGCCUGGACUUGGAUGUGAGCUUGAGGGAAAUUGCACAUGACCAGCGCUGCGACGGUUUCACUGGGGCAGACUUGUCAGCACUGGUGAGAGCGGCUUCGGUUGAGGCAUUAAAUGCCCAUCUCCAUAUACCACAUGCAGGGCACACAUUCUCCUCCGGGUCUGUUAAAGACAUUAGAGUCAGCCGGCAGGAUUUUGAGGAGGCUUUUAAGAAGCUGCGGCCGUCCGUCUCCAAAAAGGUGAGUGCACUAAACGCAAGAGUGCCGGAGACAAUAAUACUGUUAUGUAGAUGUCUGAAAAUACACUGUUUAUUCUCCCGGAUAAAUAAGUCAAGAAAAGUGAGCGAGGAAACAGUCCAUACCUUGAGCAGCUUUUAUAGUGUCUGCAGUUUAGUCUGUUUGUUUAGAUGUUUAUCCAAAACAAGUGCAGUUCUGUAACCCAGCAUCAAGUCAGAAGAGCUAAUGAUUCCCCUAAGAGCUCUAUUAGCUUCAAAACCCGUGGCCUUUUGGGAUGUAAGCAGGUGCAUGUGUGUGUUCUUGUAACUCAUGAUGCUUGUCGAGUGCUUCAGUGAACCAGUUUGUCCAGUUACCAGGUGAAUAAGUUGCCAAGACAUUUUCUCUUCUAGACAAAUUUCCCACUCUUCCGUCGCCAGAUGAGUGUCGUAUAGUGAGAUUUUUU